UCCGAUGUCGAAGCAUAGCAAAGUCCAAGUCCAAGUAUACGCGUUAUCCGUACAAGCCCUUAUCCAUGAGUGACAAAAGUCGACCUUAGAGAAUUUGCCACGUUCGAAAUUGGAGAUCUAUAUGCGCGUCUCGUGAUAGACGCAGUGGCUGUGUUAUUCCACCCCCAUAAUCGGGCAUCCCCGGAAGGCGUAUGCAGGGACAGUUUUCGUAUGUAGCCGGUGCGCGCCUUUGAAACACGUACCCGUGGGCCAGUGGCACUGGCCCGUGGCGCCGCUAAACAUCCCCCAUACUUUUCGCGUAAUCGUUGCCCAUCGAGCCUGCGCCCUUGUUUCUUUACGGGGCGGCUCCUGCCGCUGCCUCCUGCUUUUGGCGUUCCCGGUGCCGCGUGUAUGGUGACUCGACGUGAAACUCUUUACUGGAUAACGGCAAGUGGUGAAUUAAAAUUAUAGGGGCUCGUUGUGGUGCGCUCCGUGGAUACGGGGCUGUAGGCGAUCAGGAUGGUCACUGAUAAUACUAAUCAGGCUGACGACACGACAGCAUUUCUUCGAGCUGCUCGGUCUGGAAAUCUCGAAAAAGUCAUCGAAUAUCUCGAUACGAAUUUAGACAUUAACACAUCCAAUUCGAAUGGAUUAAAUGCAUUGCAUUUAGCAUCGAAGGAUGGUCACGUGGAGAUAGUGACAGAAUUAUUAAAAAGGGGUGCCAAAGUCGACGCUGCGACCAAGAAGGGAAAUACUGCAUUGCAUAUAGCUUCCCUAGCCGGCCAAGCCGAGAUAGUCAAUAUCCUUCUUCAGUAUGGUGCUGCGGUUAAUAUCCAAUCACAAAAUGGGUUCACGCCGUUAUAUAUGGCUGCCCAAGAGAAUCACGACCAAGUAGUAAAGAUUUUACUGUGUAACGAGGCUAAUCAAAGUUUAGCUACCGAGGAUGGCUUUACACCUCUGGCAGUGGCCAUGCAACAAGGCCAUGACAAAGUGGUCAGCGUCUUACUCGAAAACGACUCCAAAGGGAAAGUACGAUUACCGGCAUUGCAUAUUGCAGCUAAAAAAGAUGACUGCAAAGCUGCUGAUUUGUUGCUGCAGAACGACCAUAAGCCCGACGUCACGUCGAAAAGUGGAUUCACUCCACUCCACAUAGCGGCUCAUUAUGGAAACGAAGAGAUAGCAAGAUUACUGAUAAAACGGGGCGCUGACGUAAACUAUUUAGCAAAGCACAACAUAAGCCCGUUACACGUGGCAGCGAAAUGGGGAAAAAACAACAUGGUAAAAAUACUUUUGGAAAAUUCAGCCAUGAUCGAUGCAAAGACACGAGACGGCCUGACACCGCUUCACUGUGCAGCACGAUCGGGUCACGACCAAGUGGUGUCGACGCUUUUGGAAAAUUCAGCACCGAUCAGUGCACGAACGAAAAACGGCUUAGCGCCACUUCAUAUGGCAUCUCAAGGAGACCACGUGGAUGCUGCACGUGUUCUUCUGUAUCAUCGUGCACCAGUCGAUGAGGUUACCAUAGACUAUUUGACAUCGCUUCAUGUGGCUGCACACUGCGGUCACGUUAGAGUCGCAAAAUUACUCUUGGAUCGCAAGGCGGAUCCCAAUGCACGCGCCCUUAACGGUUUCACGCCACUUCACAUCGCUUGCAAAAAAAAUCGAAUCAAGGUAGUGGAGCUUCUUCUGAAGCACGGAGCCUCCAUCGAGUCCACUACGGAGUCCGGGCUGACUCCGUUACACGUGGCCAGUUUUAUGGGAUGUAUGAAUAUAGUGAUAUUCCUACUACAGCACGAAGCCAAUCCCGACGUGCCAACGGUCAGGGGUGAAACACCCCUUCAUCUAGCUGCUAGAGCUAAUCAGACCGACAUUAUUCGAAUUUUACUAAGAAACGGAGCCAAGGUCGAUGCUCGUGCAAGGGAACAACAAACUCCGUUGCACAUUGCAUCGCGACUUGGCAACGUAGAUAUAGUCAUGCUACUGUUGCAACACGGCGCGGCCGUCGACACGACUACGAAGGACAUGUACACGGCGUUGCAUAUAGCAGCGAAAGAGGGCCAGGAGGAGGUUGCGGCGAUACUCGUGGAAAAUAAUGCAUCGCUGAAAGCUUCGACGAAAAAUGGUUUCACCCCGUUGCACAUAGCGGCUAAAUACGGUAAUAUAAAUGUGGCCAAGAUUCUGCUUCAGAAAGACAGCGCCUUGGAUGCCCAUGGGAAGAAUGAAAUUACACCGCUCCAUAUGGCUUGUCACUACGAUCAUCCAAAUGUCGCUACGCUUUUAUUAGACAAAGGUGCAUCACCACACGUUGCUUCGCAAAAUGGACUUACGCCCUUGCACAUUGCUGCUCGCAAAAAUCAGAUGGACAUAGCAUCGACUUUGCUGGAGCACGGUGCGAAUGCGAACGUGGAAUCUAAAGCUGGAUUCACACCGUUACAUCUGAGCGCUCAGAGGGGUCACUACGACAUGACAAAUUUAUUAAUCGAACAUGGCGCAGAUCCAAAUCACAGGGCGAAGAAUGGAUUAACCGCGCUGCAUCUGUGCGCUCAAGAAGAUUUCAUUCGAGUAGCCUCGAUCCUCGUGAAAAAUGGGGCGAAUGUCGAGAGUCAAACAGAAACUGGUUACAGGCCGAUUCACGUUGCCGCACACUUUGGAAAUUUAUCUAUGAUACGUUUCCUGCUUAAGCACAAUGCUGAGAUCGAUGUGAGAACCGAUCAAAAUUAUACGCCGUUGCACCAGGCGGCGCAGCAGGGACACGCGCAUAUUGCAUCUGCAUUGCUGGAGGGAAAUGCAUCUCAGAAAGCACGUACGAAGGACGGCUUGACAGCAUUGAAUAUUGCUCAAAAACUAGGAUAUAUAUCUGUGAUGGAGGUACUCAAGGGAUUGUCUUAUGACAAUUUAGCACCCAACAAUAAAAACUGGGAGGAAAAGUACAAAGUCAUCGCGCCGGAAAGUUUACAAGAAACGAACUUUAUGUCCGAUUCGGAUGACGAAGGAGGUUCUGACACAUUGAUAAGCGAACAACCUUAUCGAUACUUGACUGCUGAUUUAAUGAAAAGCUUGAGGGACGAUUCGUUGCCUAUUGACGUAACGAGGGAUGAUCCCAUUCAUAGACAAGUUUUAAAAGAGGACAAACAAGAGUUCGUUCAAAGCAGCAAUUAUUGCUCGGCAGAAAAUUUCGAUAUGCAAGACAGUAUGAAUUUGGGGAGAUUACACUUCAGAUCAUUCCUAGUAAGUUUCCUAGUCGAUGCACGUGGCGGUGCAAUGAAGGGUUGCAGACACAGUGGAAUUCGCAUAAUCGUUCCACCCCGAAGAGCGACAAUGCCAAUAAGGGUAACAUGCAGAUUGGUAAAACCAAGUAAAAUAUCUAAUCCGCCACCCUUGAUGGAGGGCGAAGCAUUAGCUACCCGCAUAAUAGAAAUGGGACCUGUCAGUGCGACAUUUUUAGGGCCUGUCCUAAUUGACGUGCCUCACUUUGCCUCCGUACAAGGCAAGGAACGCGAGAUCAUUAUUUUACGAAGUGAAAAUGGCGAAACGUGGAAGGAACAUGAUAACUCUGCUGAUAACGAUGAUACUUUGAUGAACACACCAUACGAUCCUCAAAUGAGUACUUCCUACGCGGGGAGAAUAACACGAAUAAUAACGACCGAUUUCCCACAAUACUUUGCUAUUGUAACACGAAUAAAACAAGAAAUUCACGUAAUUGGAGCUGAGGGUGGAAUUUUGAUUUCAAGCGUUGUCGAUCACGUGCAGGCUGUAUUUCCACCUGGGGCAUUAACCAAGAAAAUCAAAGUUGGAUUACAGGCACAUGUAAUACCGGCUGAAUUGACCGCUAAGCUUUUGGGAAAUUGCGUGGCAGUAUCACCGGUAAUUACGAUCGAGCCUCGAAGAAGAAAAUUCCAUAAACCAAUAACACUGACGAUACCAGUGCCACAAGCUGCCAAUAAAGGAAUGAUUAAUCAAUAUGGCGGUGAAACACCGACCUUACGUUUAUUAUGCAGUAUCGCAGGUGGUACUAGUGAAGCUCAGUGGGAAGACGUUACCGGAUCGACGCCUUUGACAUUUAUGAACGACAGAGUCUCAUUCACGACUACGGUAUCGGCAAGAUUUUGGUUAAUGGAUUGUCGAAAUAUUGGCGAAGUACCAAAAAUGGCCACGGAAUUAUACAAGGAAUCCUUAUUCGUACCAUUUAUUACAAAUUUUGUCAUUUACUCAAAGAGAAUGGACCUUCUAGAAGCAACGUUGAGAAUAUUGUGUAUGACGGACGGCAAGGAAGGAAUGCAUACGUUGGAAAAGCAGGAAGAAUUUUUGGAAAUUGUCAAAAGCCGUGACGUGGAGGCAUUGGACGGCAAAGAUCUUUAUAUUGAAUUCAGUGGGAACCUAGUGCCUGUAACCAAGUCUGGAGUACAAUUGAAAUUCACUUUUAAAGCGUUCCGUCAAAAUAGAUUGUCCUUUCAUGUAAAAGUCAAGGAUCCCCUGCUGGAUCCAGUGGCCAGGAUGCUAUUCAUGCGGGAGCCCAAGAUAGCCAAAGGGGAACCCCCUCAGCAGCCAAUUUGCAUACUAAAUAUAGUACUUCCGGAAAUAAUGAGCACUACAAAAAUUCAAGGGAAACUCGACGGAAAAAUGGACUUUGAGGAUUCUAAUAUCAUCAGCCAAAAGAUUGACCGGUUCCAAUCACAAUAUCAGAAGGACAACAAGGAAAAAUCGGACGAACCAAAAUCAACCUCUCCAUGUGAACAGAAAUUCAUAACCGAUACUUUACAGAAAGAGCAAACAGAUGCCGCCACUAUCCACGAAUUCCUUGCACAAAAAGCGGCUUCUUGUCCCCUUGAAUCCGUAGAUGCUAGUUAUCUCAAUAAGAUAGGGAGCGCCGAAGGAUACGACGACAAAUCACCAAUAAACGAGAAGCAGACGUACUCCGAGAAGAGGAAGUUUUGGGAGGAUAUUACCAGGAAACGGGAUAGUUAUCAGCGUUCCGAAUCCGAGGUCUCCAGGACGUCCCAAUUAACAAUCAACGAGAGUGACAGCGAGUGCAUGCAGAACGUCGUAUCGGAAGAAGAUACCGAAGCUAUCUCGGGUAGAUCCGAGACAAUGGAAGAUAUGAACAUCCCGGACAUAUCGGAGUGUUCCGUGGCGGAAAAGGCUCACUACUUUGAAGAACAGAUACAGAGGGAGAUGACCCUUGCGAGGAUGGCACCAAAAUUGCAGAGUCAGGACUCUAUAAGAGAGAAGGAUAAAUCGGUCAAAGAUUCCAAGGCGGAUGAAGCAGCUGAAGAAGCUGCGCAACAGCCUGGAGAGGAAGUGCUUAAUACGGGGGCGACGUACAGUCAAGAAGUGGAGAGAAUUGAAAGAUUGGGGAUAGAGGAGAGAGAAGAAUUUAGGGAAGAGGCUGUGCUCUCUAAGAGGACCCAAGAGAUUAGAAGCGAAGACAUUCGAAAGACGUUGAAAGAAGAAUCCGUGAGGGGGGAAACUGUUAGGUUUGUUGGAGAAGAGAAAUUUAUGGGGCAGACGUUCGAUUCGGCCAUUUUGAAUAAAACAGAUAUUAUUGAGAUUUCCAAAGAUUUUAUCAAACGGGAGAAGACUGUUGAUGAUACGAGUGAAGAUUCUACUGUUGGGCAAUCGGAGGAUCGUAAGACUUCUAGUACUGCUGGACAAAGUCAAAUCGAUAGUAAGGAGGUUCUUGCUGAUACGAGUAAGAAGGUCACGGAACAGAUAUCGAAGGAGGAUCAAAUUAUUGUUCACGGAGAAAAAGAGAUUCCUGUUACCAAAGAGAUUAUUGGCGUUUGCAGGGAUAUGUUAAUGGAGGAACGCAAGCGAGCUGGCCAAGAUAUAGCUGAGAUGGAAACUCUAGAGAAGAUCAAAGAACGUAUUGAGGAAGGAGCUGAACGUCCUGUAGUGUUCGAGAAAAUGCAUAAAAAAGCAACACCGAAGGAAGACAGAGAGGUGGUAUUUGAAAAAAUGAAUAUAAAAUCCAAGAGCCAAGAAGCUGAGGAAAAAGAAAUUGAGAGAAAAGAGGUUGAGAAAAAAGAAAUUGAGGAAAAAGAUUUUGAGGAAAGGAUAAAGGAAACGAAGAAAGCCGAAAGUGGAAAAGAACCAAUCAAAGAGGACGCUUCGACGAAGAAAGCCGAAGAGUGGGUCAGAGAAGAAGAGAUUUUUGAAAGAAUAAAGGACGUUUCAUCCUCCAUUAGCUUUUGCAAAGAGAUGAUUAUGCAUGAGAGGAAAUUUAGCCAAGACGUCGAGAAAGAGAGAUUAAAGGAAAUUAAAGUAAAGGACGUAUCAACGGAUCAGAUGUCAAAGCACGUUGAUGACAUUCAGCAAAAAGUUGAUACAUUCCAAUCUGAGAUCACAGUUGAAUUCAAAAGGGACGUCAAAGAAUCUAUGGCGGAGAGGGCAGACGUUGACUCAAAGCAAAUGGAUGUCUUAUCAGAAAAAUUGUCAGAGAUGAAUAUAAAAAUGGAGGACGACAACAAGUUGCGGAAAGAGCAUGCAAUUGAAGAAACGAAAAAAUCCGAAAUGGACGCUAAGAUAUUCUCGUCCGCAGAAGCGAAGGAAAAACAGAUUCGACGAGAUUUCGAACGUCAACUUAGUUCUGAUACGAACAUGGAGCAGAAUAUAGUAGAAGACAAAGAAUUGAAGGAACCGAAGGACAAGACGUGUAAAGAUGAAAAAACCGUAACAUCCACUGCGUCGAAAUUAAAAUCAGAAAUACUUGAGAAAACGGAAAUGAGGGAAUCAUCAAUAGUCGAGGGAGACGAGAGAAGAUUAUUCAAAGAAUUUGAAGCGCGACAUAACCUCGAAGAGCUCAUACCUAAAGAUGGCAUGACAUUCGAAAGUAAAGAAAUGUCUAGCACGGUAGAAAAAGGAACGAUGGAGAUGCACCUGGACGAAGAGAAACAAGUGAAAAAGGAAUUCGAAUCUCGUAUACCGAUAUCGGCAGCAAAGGCGGAAAAGGAUAGAACUCAAAAAAUAAAGGACGAACCAGCAACAAAAAUUCCAUUACCAUCAGAGGCAAAAAGAUCUGAUCAAAAACUAUCGCCGAAGUCAGAAGAGACGAAGGACGAUUUAAAAACUGAAAAACAGGAAGCGUCCUCCGUUUCUGAAAAACGUAAAGAAUUUGAAUCCCGUAUUCCGAAACGUAUACACGACGUGUCCCCGGCCGCAGCAUCCGAUAAGGACGCAAAGAAAGAUCUUCCGAAGAAAGAAUUCGAAACUCGUAGUGUCACAGAAACCAAAAGAACAGAAGAGGUCACGUCAUCCCAGCAGUACGAACAUACUUCGAAGAGCGAAUCCCAAACAUACUCAAAAACUUUCACUGCCGUAGAUCCCAGAGAGGCGUUCAGAGUCUUCGAAGGGAUGAGUGCAACAAAGAGACCAAGUGAUUUUGAAACGAUGACCUCGAAGGUCGAUCACAAGGCUUCAAGUCGAAUGGAGGCAAAGGAAGUGAUCUCCUCCGAAGUAACGUCAGGCGCUGAUAAGAUAAUCGUCCACGAAGAGAAGGAACACGUGGAGAAGAGAAAAACGUCUGAGAAAACGUUGACAAAGGAAUCGCCAACGGAAACAAUAGAGGAGAAGGAGAAGAGGGUCAAAGAAUCUGACAGUAGAGGAGUGCAGAAGACCUCGGUGCAAUUCAGAGAUGGAAAAGAGAUAAUCGACGCAUCCGCAACCCAGUCCGGUAUGGAAAGUCGCGAGGAGCAACGAUUCAAGUCACUCGAGGACAAAGACGGAAUAGCGAUGGAAGAGUCGGGAAUGAGUAGAGUCAAAGAAAAGGACGUCGGCGUGUCGUUCAAAAUCGAAAAGGAUCUAAAAGAGGCUGAGAAAGGUUUGGGUAAUGUGAAACAAUCCGAUGAAAUUUUGGCACGAAUCGCAGACGUGAGGAAGGCUGUACGCGAGGCCAUAGUGCAGGAGGAAAUGCUCCAAGAAGAUUCCAGAGGCGUCCGGAUUAAGGAGUACCACGUUACCACUGUAAUCCCUAAGGACUCUGCCACAGGUACUGCUGGUACGAGGACUCAGGAAGAUUUAGCUGACUUAUCGACGGAGGUUCCUGAAACUUUGGAAGAGAAGCAUCAGAAGACAGUUAAGGAAUACGAGGCUCGUAAUAUUGCUGAAACUAUAAUACAGUCGAUAGAAACGGAAAUAGAAAACCGUGUCAUAGCGCCGGAAGCUACUGCAAGUGAGAAAGCCGAGGAAGGAUACGAAAGUGAAGUGAAAAAAUCGAUGACUAAAAACUACGAUUUCGAUGACGAAGAGCUGGCCGAUGAUUUGACUAAACAGUUUGAAAGUAUAAUGCAAAGGAGUGGGACUUUUCAAACGAAUGUAACGAGUUACGGAACAGAACAUGGAGUUACGGAACGUCUGAAGUCAGUUUCUGGCAAGUCGGAGGACUUAUUCGAGAAGGAAUCCACACGCGAUAGUAUAAGUAUCAGUGAAGAUUUGACAAAGGACGAGGAGUCAUCGCCACAAGAAAAGGAUGACAGUUUACCGUUCUCGUCAUCUCAAACCAGAUUACAGGACCGUGAUAUCACUAUGAGUCCUAGCAGUAUGUCUGAACACAUUGAAUUAGAAGAAUCACUGGAGGUUGAAUCGAAUGAGUUGGAGGACAUUCCAAAGUUUGUAGGACUGGACUCUGCUGAAAAAAAGGAUGAAGCGCCUCCGACAGAGUCCACGAGGAAAAUGUUACUUCGAAAAGCUUCAUCGUAUGAACAUUCCGGUGCCAGAGUUCUAGAGAUCCUGGAACCAGAGGUCAAGGAGGAGCUUCGUCAAGACUCCAUGGAUGUGCCAUCUUUAGAAAUGGACGAACAAAGAAGUUACGAGCAACCUAAGGAUUCUUCUGGCACUUCUUACGAGCAAUCCUCAAAUGAGAAAGUUUCGUCGCUACAUGAAAGCGCUGCAGUUCACUCCUUAGAGAGGAUCGGUCACGACCGUGACAUAACUGUAAGUCCAAGCACGGUUUCCGAACAGACUGACACUGAUUAUUCUCUGCCCCAUGAAAGGUCGGCAUCGGCAGGAGCUAAAGAAUUUGAAACUGGAAUGCGAAGAAGUGACAGUUUUGAGAUGGAGAGUCCACCAUUAAUUUCUCCAAGGGCGAAGGCCAAGGUUUUGGAAAUAAAACCAGUGAACUGGAUGAUCGGUGAUGAGAAGAUUGAAAUAUCAGAAACCUUGCAACCUUCGCAGGCCUUCGACAAGGAACUGGACGAGUAUCAAUCAAGAAAAAUGCAAAGUUUUGGUUCGCAGAAAGAUGAGUCACUGGAAUUUACAGAACCAGAAGGAUCUAUCACAAAAUCAUCUGGGGAUCUUAGUGCAGUGGAUUCUGUAAAGGAGGCGACGGUAACUGAAAUCUAUAAGACGCACUCGGGACGAGCAACGAAAUUCACUGUUAUACCAGUGAGUGAUCAAGAACUUGAAAAUGAAUUGGUAGAGAAUAAACUUGAUACCAGUUGCCAAGAACUGAUGGACACUUUGCAAAGAGAAUACGACGCCAAGACUCCUACCGAAGGUUACGGAAUGGAUGAGCAUGAAAAACUUGAAGAAGUACAGGAAAAGUUACAAGCUGAAGUUACUACGUCAGAGACAGUAAUGGAGAAAUACGAUGAGGUAGAAGACAAAGAAUCCACUGAAGCCGCAGAGGAAGAAAUGGAAAUGACAACUGACAUUACGGAUGAAUCGGAAAAAUUAAUGAAGGAACACAAAAAAGAAAAGAGGGACGACAACGUUCCAGAAAAAGAUUCAUUGCAUGAGAUUACAACAUCGGAUUCAUCAGUACGUAAUCCCGAGUAUUACAAAGCGGAUAAUUCAGAAAUGGAAUUGCACUCAAGUAAAGAGAAAGAGACAUUGAAGACAAGCGGGGAAAUGAAAAUCGAAGAAAAAGAGAAAGAUGAUACGGAGUGUCACGUGGAGCCUGAAGUAAAGCCCGAAAGAGUCGUAAAAGAAAUUGAAAAGUCAGUAGACAAAAUAAAAAGCAAAACAAAAUCAAAGGAUAGGGACACUUGUACGGCUUCAAAGAGCUCGCAUGACGAUUCAAAGAAGCAUGGAGAUAAAACAAUUGAAAAACCUGAGAGAUUGGGACACGCUCCUAUACCUCCUCAUAUCAGUGCCUUCAAAAUGAAAAAAGAAGACACGCGAAGUGUCGAUUUAAGUGCAAGAUACGCCAUCACUGUCUUAGAUCAAGUAGUCAAGAAGGAAAUUGCUGAGGUCAAGGAGUCCCUGGAAGCAGCUCAACAAGACCUCAUUGAAGAAUUAACGGAGAACAACGAGACAGUUUUUCAAAUAAAAGAUUCACCAUCAGAAUUUCAAUUUAAAUUACAACCAGAAUCAAUACCAAACGAUCUACCUUUUCUUUACAAAGCUCCAUCGGUCGAGCAAGUCAGUGACGCAGAACCAUCCACAGGAUCCCCAGUAGCAAAGCCACGAGUCCAAGUCGAGUCCAUAGAAACGAGGGAUACUCCAAAGGUAUCAGAGAUUAUUCAAGAACCUAGUAAAAUGGAACAAUUUGAAAAAACUGAAAAGAAAGAAGAAACUACCUUAACGACUGAAAUCGAUAAGUCUGAAAUUAAAACUGAAACUCAAAUUGCCGUCCAUACUAAAGUAGCAGAGCAACUUGAUGAAACGCAGCCUGUCCCUGUUCCAGCAAGUAGAUCAAGUUCAGACGUGGACAAUAAAGAUGAUAGCUUCUCCUUGAUACCGCCGCAACCAGCUCCAAGAAGAAGACACAAGCCAGCCAGAGCUUCAAAGAAAGUUACGUCGGAAAGCGAAGGUGAACUGGGUUCAAGUUCCGGUGAAAGUAGUAAUUACCAUUCCUGUGACUAUGAAAUUGGAAGUGGCAGCAGACCUAGUUCAUCAGACAUCGAUGCUCUUCAGUCCUGUAUACCUUCAGGUACUGUCUCCGAGUAUGAGACAGCUCUUAUGUCUAUUGAACACUCCUCAGGAUCACGACCAACAUCCCAGGAUUAUCAUACAGCUGUAAGUUCCUUAAGUUCUCGCGAAUCUAUUAAGUCGCUGAACUCCUUGAGUUCUGGUCAUCUUGGAAGUAUAGAUAGUACUAGUGAACUGUCUGAGACUCUUGUAGCAUCCGAAGCCGACAUCGAUAAAGAUGUAAUUGAUGAAAAUCUGGAGACUGCAUUGGAUGAUGAUCUAAUGACGAAUGUAGUCAGUGCAUCUAAAACUUCAGAUUCUCCAAUAGAUGAAUCACCAGUAAAUGAGCAUUGUAGCAAGGCACCCAGUGAGAUGCCUUGUAGAAUGAAGAGAUCCUCAGAGAUGAUAUUCCAACAAAUCCUUGAUGACAAUGGUGAACCUGCUCCUGUUGAAUCAGAAGAACAAUCAAUGACCCAAGAACAUAAGUUUAGUGAUUCCUCAACGUCCACAUUGGCUCAACCCCCCGGAGUACUUCAGUCAGUCGACAUAAUGACAUCACGGGUUAUCGAGGAUGGAGUACAAAGUGUGUGCACCCAAGUCAUCUCCAAGGAAGAAGCGACGGUAGUACAAGAAGAUGUUUCAGCCUCUGUCAUGACUAAACAAGAAGUUGUAAAGACAGAAGCAAUUUCAAUGGAUGCAGAUUCUCUGGAACCAAAGCUGAGUAGUAUCGGCGAUAGUAUUGAGGAUGCUGCUGAAGGAUUACAAUCAUCUAUGUUAUCAAUAAUCCAACAAGCGAGCAUGUCUACGUCAUCCACCUCAGGAAUGUCUAUGGAAACUGUAAUCGAGAAAGAAAAGUCAGACCGACAUUCGCCAGACAGUGAUUCUUUUGAGCUUGUCGAUAAACCUGACAUAAUUGAUGAUUUUGUCGUCAUUGAAGAGGUUGGAAAAGAAGCUGAAGAAUUUGACUCUGAAGGAAAGAGUAUACAGAUCAGUGCUCUCUCUUAUACUACGAGCAAGAAUUACGACCGUGAUCUUGAAAAUUUAAUAACAGAGAAUAAAGAUGACUCGCAAGUAUCUACUAGUCAAGCUUCCAGAAAUAACGAUCUAUUCGAUUUCGAAUCUGAGGAAAGCCCUCCGCAAGCUUCGAAUGAUGAUCAAUAUUCUCAGUCGUAUUCUGAUGAAGAACAGUACGAAGGCAAGAAGUGGAUUGAAAUGCAAUUCCAUAAUGAUCCUCGAGCUUAUGACAUUGAAUAUGAUCGUGGACCACUGGAGGACAUUAAGGAGGAGGAAAUAACCGAUUUUGAAGCUGGCAGCAGCAGAUUUGGAAGUCUAGGAAGUCACAAGGAAUCCAUUGGUAGUGUAGGAAGUAUGCGUGGCAGUUUAGGAAGUACACCGGAUUAUGAUGUCCUGGCUGGUCGGAAAUAUCUGGUGAAACCAUCCGAUCACGAUAAUAUUUCUUUGAGUUCACUGCAAGAAUUUGAACAUUUAGAAAGUGCAGUAGCACUUGAGAAUGCCAAGAAGUUGCAAUGCGGCUCUCAAGAUUCUAUCAACAAUGGGAGCUUACCUAGAAGGUAUGUUACUGGUAAAUCUGGACAUGGUGAUGAUAUUUCUUUGUCGUCACUCAAAGACUUUGAAGGAUUAGAAUACGCAUGUAAGGAAGCUCAUAAAGCUGAAUUGAAAGCACGAGAAGAGGAGGAUUUAUUGGAUCAUGAAAGUCCAGAAAAUAGAUACAAGCUGGAAAGCUUACUGCGAGCACGAGCUGAGAGUAGUGCACCUGGUUCUAUUAAUCCCAGCACAUCCGGUUCUGAUGACUACGAGAAGAGGAUAAAGGAAAUAGAUGAAAUAAUACGUAUCGCUCAAGCUAACGUAGAGAAGUUCGAUAGACAGGAUGAUACUACUGAAGAUAUUUCUCAGAUUGAGAUAACAGAUGUGGAAAAAAUUGGAUCAGCUGCUGCAACUGUUCCAUUGGAAAUUGAUAAUGCUCAAACUUCAAAAGAAGCAAAUAUUAUGGAAACUAGUACAGACUCUUUGGAAUUAGAAGAAAAUCCUGAGAAGAAGCAUCAUCCACUUUGCAGAAGUUCCGAUUCUCUAGAGAUGAAGACAACUCUGGACUAUCCGUCAUUGAGUUCAGACUCAUUGAAUAAUGUCCGAGAUGUAAAAGAAGCACAUUUUGAUGCUGCAGAUCAGUUUAACAAUAUGAGAAGAAUUUCCUCAGAUUCCUUAGAAAUGCCAUUCACUGAACAAGAAGAAUCCACCUCGCAAGAGAAAGUUGGUGAAAGCAAUAGUAAUAAUUCAAUAGCUACAGUCGACAAAACAAAAGAUCAGACAUCUUUGACAGGGACAAGUGUUGCAGAUAGUAGCAAGGCAAAAUCAUCUCCAGCUAGCAAUACAUAGGAGAUUCUAUAUUAGUUGGUACAUCUCCAAAGAUUACAUGUACACAUCAGGUACAGAUGAUAAAUGGUAGUGAAGCGUUGUGAUCUACUUACCUUGGCUACGUACAUAUAUUAUUACAUGAUACAAGAAGCUUUACAUGUAAAACAUGAUACGUUAAAACUGAUGUAACGUGGAAGUUGUGCAUUGCGGAAAUGUGACAUUUGAUUAUAUUUACUUUUAAUUUUCGCAGUGUCCUCUAAAAGCAUUUAUAUGAUAAUUAUGCUUAAAAAAUAUAUUGAAAGAACUUGAAAUUAUAAACCUGUUGUGCAAAUGAUGUAAUGAGGCAUGGGAAACUUGCCUGUUUUAACAUUAUACUACCUAUGCUAGUAUAUUUAUGAGAAUUAUCCAUGUAGUCUUCAUUUAACUCGUAAAUUUUUUGCUUAUACCUGUUUUCAACUUUUACAUGUUUUACGUUGCAUUUGUAAAUUUAUAUUUUAAACGCUAUUUAUAUAUUCGAAUUGUAUUAUAAUAGUGCUGUAUUAAAAUGGCAUGUUUUAUAAACAUUUCAAUCUUA
This is a messenger RNA of Cephus cinctus (wheat stem sawfly), 13771 nucleotides long. RefSeq names its product ankyrin-3. The coding region runs from base 499 to 13218 and encodes 4239 amino acids. NCBI's taxonomy places the organism in Eukaryota, Metazoa, Arthropoda, Insecta, Hymenoptera, Cephidae. The transcript is spliced from 28 exons. Gene Ontology annotation, molecular function: protein binding. The record is from RefSeq and is a predicted model, not a curated record.